AUGACAGUAUAUCCUCUCCAGCAGCAGAACGCCAGCAGCAUGUCUCCAACGAGAAUGGAACAGCCAGAUGGGUACUACAAUCUGGGCGACCCCUUCCUCCAAAUGCGCGUGCGGAAUGAGGGCAUCGCCUUGGGCGCCAUCAUUUGUCAGUUUCGAGCCAUUCCCGAUCCGAGAGUUCCAGAAUACCUUCGGGAACUCUGGGAUCUGUCCCAAUAUGGAAAAGUCAUCCGCGAAAGCCCGAAACAGCUCGCGAUGCUGCUCGAGUUCGAAAAUGCCGAUUUGACCCCGAUUGUCAUGCGCGCGUGGACCACCAAGUACCUGGCUCCUGGCACCGAGUGCAUCAUCGUCCUGGACCCGGCGAUCCCUGGAAAGGACCACGCAGUCCAUAUCCAUUGCGUUGAUUUGGGAGACACUGUUGGUGAGACAGUUGGCGCACCGGAGACCGCGAAGAGAUUGCGUUGCGUUUUCAGCGAUGCACCGGACGGCUCGCCUGGCAGCAAAAGACAUCAAGGGCGACGACCUUCGCAGGCAUAG
Messenger RNA from Anthostomella pinea, 534 nucleotides. The record is from the annotation of a GenBank genome assembly. Lineage: Eukaryota; Fungi; Ascomycota; Sordariomycetes; Xylariales; Xylariaceae.